GUCAUUGACAAGAUCUAUUGUGCCAUGGAUUUCUCUAUUGAAGCGUUGAUUUCUCGGAAAAGAAAACGCGUCGAAAGACAGGAAAGUCAUGCACAGCUUCAUAAUCUUUUCGAUAAGCUGAAUGAAGACAUUGAACUCAAUGAGCAAGAUGACGCCGAUCUUCAACCUGAGAAAGAGGAAUCCAAAGAAGAAGCCGAGAAAGUUCCAGACGAAGAACUACUUUUUAGCGAUUCAUCCGCCAAUGAGAAUGAAGAAGAUGCGCACCAACUGGUCAGCGUAGCAAGUAACUUUUUGGAUGAAGAACAAUCCUCAAAAUUGAAGGAGGUCUUGACAAAGUCGACGGAAAAACGAAAAAAGGAACGCAGGUACCAAUUUUUCAAACACAGAACAAAGUUACCUUGCCCGAGAUUAUCAAAAGACAUGUGUCAAGCCGUCAGUCCCUGUUCUCAAGGAAAAGUGGAUUUUGUCCUAUCGCUGGCAGAUUCUGCCGAAGGGCGACGAUUCCUUUUAUCCAAUGGAACUUUGCGAUAUUGGUAUCGAAGAGGGUGGACUUGCCCGCAUUAUAUUUAUCAAUGGCUCAUGGAGAUAGUGGCUUUGGAACGGGAUGCCAUGACGGCCAAGCAUGCAUACGACACAUUAUUAUCACUAUGGUCCAAUCUGGGAAGACAAUGCAGCCCACUGCAAAAGGGCACCAAAAUCAAGUUGAAAGACGGCAAUCAGCAUAUUACUCUGAGCACCUUUGUAUAUAUCUUGGCAAGUUAUGGAGCCAUCCCUUUGGAAUUAUCAAGCAACGAAGGGAUGGUCACCGAUGUACAUAUAGACGUGAACAGUAUCUGCGAAACAGUAGUACAAGCGACGGUCGAUGUAACAGUAGAAGAGCGGAUUCCACUGACCCAGUUUGCUUGGGUACUUCAGCUCAUGGGUAUUUCAGUGAAAUCAUGGCAUUUUCUUUACGAUGGCAUGUCGAUCAAGUAUCUGCUGCAAUUGUUGUUUCAAAUAUCUUUGGAUCGCGUGGCUCCUUAUCUCAUGCGAGAGAUCGAAACAGCGGUAGCGUGUUGUCUUUCUAUCCUGUCAGAAGCAAAGUGGCAGCAAAAGAUCCGAAAAUAUGCUCUGGAUACCCGAUUGCGCUUUCCUUCUCUUGAACAUCAAGUGCAACUAUUUCGUACGAUGAAGCCGACCUGCGAGCGCACAUUGUAUUUCCAGCGAAUUCUGGCACUUACCUCACUGUCUUUUUAUCACAACCAUGAAGAUGAAGAAUUGACGAGAAAUGAGAUUUUGGAGCUUCAAUCCAGUCAUGAUAUUAUCAGUUUUAUCAUACGUCUUCUGACGGAUCAAGGAAGCAUAUUUCAGCAGAGGAAGCCGGACUUUGUUAUGCUGCAGCAUUUAACCUUGAUAUUGGACGUUGCUGUUAGCAACAACGAUACAGAACUUAAAAAAGAUAAGGAUCGGAUUCAAGAUAUCAUUGUGGAACUGCAAAAAAUUGGCAGAAAACUUGGAGGAAGAGUUGGCGUACUGGAACGCACAGUGGCCAAUGAAGCGAUCCAACGGUUGUGGAAUAGAUUGGCUUACGUUAUUGGUAGAGAUGGCAUGUCCAUAGAAGAGCACCAAGUUUAAUCAUUUAUCAUUCAAACCAUUCUCUCAUCAUUGCAUUACAAGUUGCCGCUACAUCAUUACCACAAAAAAAAUCUAUCAUCAUUGAUCAUUACCUAGUGGUAUUGUUGCUAUUGCAUGUUGUAUAAAGUAUACC
Molecule: messenger RNA, 1747 nt
Organism: Radiomyces spectabilis
Lineage: Eukaryota; Fungi; Mucoromycota; Mucoromycetes; Mucorales; Radiomycetaceae
Exons: 12
Coding region: 25-1614 (529 amino acids)
Source: RefSeq, a predicted model, not a curated record